UAAACAAUAACUAAAUGUUGCCGCGUUCGGACGUGAGUUGUGAGUUGCGGAUGAUCGCCACUUCGUGAUUGGCACGGUAAAUUAUAAAUAAAUACAAGAAAAGUGAACAAUAUUUGGUUCUCGUUCGGCUCCAAACAACAACAACAACUAUUGGGACUCUAUUGAGAGUGCGUGAUUUUCGUAACCUGCAUAUCUCAAUUUUUUUUUGGUAAAAAACCACUGCAGCAGCUAAGGAAAUAGAUAAAACAGUUUCGAAUUUGUGUGGCUUGAAUGUGGCCAUAAAAAAUCGAGGCGGCAAGGCUGAACUGCUUUUUAUGAUCCCAACGAAAAACACUUCGACCAAUCUCCCACUCAGUCAAGACAUUUCAACAGAUCUGAUUGAAACCCGUGACAAUAACUACUCUAGAAACUGCUAAUGAAAUCGGACACCUCCGUGGCCCCCGCCCGAUGUGCGUGGGUGGUGGCGCAUCGCAUCUGAGUAGGAAUCAAUUCUCGAGCGCGGAGACAUGCUGAGCCAGUGAUUAGGGGCCGAAGAACCCGCGUAGGAGUCCGCUGCCAUGUGAGCAGAGCCCAUCUCUCACCUCAUCUCAGUCCGAAGCACACAAGAAGCCCAAACGGGAAGUUACGGAGAGCGCCAGCGCCAGGCGACAGUUGCCCAGAGACAGGUUGCAGUAACAUUCAACACCAGAAUGGAGGCCACCGAACAGGAUGUCAUGCUGGAGGGCAGCGAAGACCUCAUGUCCACAUCGGCCACGUCCACAAAUGGUAGCGACACAAACGGUUGCGGCAAGAAAUCGUCCGCAACCUCGCCAGAUCCCACAUCGUACGUGGCCAAGGCGCGAGUGACGCGUCCCACGCCGCCAGCCCCCUCGAAGAAUCCGAUGCAGUUCGUCCAGAUCAAGCCCUGCAACCUAUACCAGACCGCUCAGCAGCAGCUGAAGAAGGCCGAGGAGGUCAAGAAGCUGAAGGAGGUGAAGAAGGAGGAGCCCGAGGAGUGGCAGAACAACCUUGACAAUUGGAAAUCGUCAAGGCGAAAACGUGUCGAGCACAUCAUCGAUCGUGUGGUGGAGACGAAGAAGCUCGAGCUGGAGGAGCAUGAUCGCAUGCGGCGGAAAUCGAAGACAUUCACCGAAAUGAUGGAGGAGAGGGCCGAAAGGGGCGGACCUCGGGGCCGUGCCAAGCUGGCUUCCCUGGCCGUCUACAAUGAGGAUGAAACGAAUGAUCUGAGCGACCUGGGGAUCGGGACGAGCAGUGCCAGCGGCAAGAGCAGCCUGUCCGAGGAUUACGACAAUAAUAGUGUUAUGAGUGACAAUGCCGCCGAGCUGGACAAGGCCAUUGGCGCCGCUGGUUCUGGGGCUGCGGGAGCAGCUUCCCGCAACGUGGACGAGCAGCAAAAUCACAUCAACCGCAACGGCAGCAAUGGCAACCACAACAACGGAGUGGCCGUUGGCCAGGCGAGCACAUCGAAUGCCUCCAAGGCAGCAGGCAGAGAGUACAUCUCCUCGCCGGGAUACGACACAUCCUCCAGCACGGCGCCAGCCAGCUCUCCGGAUCCCUGUGAAUACACCUACGAGGGAGCGAUCCAGGACUACAAGCAGCGGGUUCAAAGGGCCAGCAGCAAUGGCAAUGCCAAUGCCAAUGGCAAGGUGAACGGUGAACCCAUCGCAUAUCCCACCCGGCGUGGCUCCAAGAUUGAGGACCGUCUUAGCGGCUUCGAGGUGACCUCGCCCAGCGACACGCAGGAGGGCGUCGAAAAACAGAAAGUGGAUGUACCCAAGGUGGACAUCUCGAAGCGCAAGGAAAUCUUCGAGCAGGCCAAGUCGAGUAGCUCUCACGGAGCUGCCUCUGCUGCUCCCAAAGUGGUGCUGCGGGAUCGCCUGACGAAUGGCAACGGCGGAGCCCCGGCUGGCUUCAAGCCGGAGGUAAAGCGUCUCUCGGGCGACAUCUCCAGCAUUCGAGAUCGGAUGCAGAGUCUCGAGCAGCAGCGCAACGCCUUCAAUUCCAGCAAGAGUGUGGAUGUGCCGGUGCCGCCACUCAAGCAGCGCUUGAACAGCCUGCAGCAGUCCGUUACCAAAGAGGAGCAGAAGAAGCCGCCGCUGGUGGCCCUCAUCGAUGCCCGCCAGCUGGAGAUCAUGAGAGGAGAGGAGGAACGGAUGCGUCAGCAGCAGCAGCAGAAGAAGGAGCAGCAUCUCGCCCAGCACCAGACAACGGUGGCCUCUCCGCCGACGGCAGCUCCACCAGCUCUGAUCAUAGAGGAGCCGCCGGCAACAUCCGCCAACGAUGACAGCGGCAUCCAGGAGGACACCAGUGAGGAGCUGCAGCAGCAGCAGCAGCAACUCAAUGCGGCCAUCGCCGCCUUGGCCCUCGAGGAGCGUCAGCUGGAGGAGGCUGCCAAUGCGGUCAACCAGAUCGAGGCGGAGUUUGACGAGCUGACCGAUCUGAAUCCAUCGCCAUUGCCACCGUCGCCGGCUCGACCCGCGGCUCAGACCUCGUCUUCGUCACCGUCGUCGUCGUCAGCUGCUUCAGCUCCAAUUCAAGCGGCCAAUCAGGCGGCAGCUCCUCCAUUGCGGGACAUGGAAUUUAGUAUCAACGAAGCUCUUGAAUUGGCGCUCGAGGCAAUCGAUCGCGAGACGACACCCAGGCCAAUGGACAAGGCGCAGCAACUGGCAGAGAAACCGGAGGAGGAGGAGGAGGAGCACCACAACGAGAAGCAACAGGAGGAUUCGAAGCAGGAGCCAAAGUCGGAGCCUGAACAGGGGGGAACACACACAGAGGGUGGGGGGGAUAUGCCAAAUAAAACCGACGAGCAGAAGCAGGGGGAACGAGAGCCCAUCUAUGAGAAUGUCAGCUCGACUAUAUCUAUGCACGAAGUAGAUAAUGAACAGAUAGCAACGAUGACGAUAACCACACAGACCCAGGCGGCGACGCGUAGGAGUCACAGGAGAAGCAUUCCAAAUAACCAAACCAGCAACAGCAACAAUAACGAGAAUAAUCAAAACACUAAUCAAACCAACAGCAACAGCAACAACAGCAAUCAGAGCGAGAACAACCCAGCAGCAGCAGCAGCAACGGCAACAGCACCACCACUAGCCCCCAUUGUGCCACCAACAGCAUCGGCGGCGGCGGGUGAAGCAGAGCCCUACUAUCAAGUGCCCAAGGCCACGGAGCCCUACUACGAUGCCCCCAAGCAUUUGCGACCCGUUCCCGUCUACGAGAACAUCGAGAUCUUCUACUCCGGCCUGGAAAUCAGUCAAGGAUCGGCGCUACCACCCGUGGGCCUGAUGGAGCCGCCUAAGGAGAAACCACCGCCGCCGCCCACCGAAAGUCCGCCGCCAGUUCCAGUUCGCGACAGUCGAGUCGAUGAGCUGGAUGGCUUGGACAGCAGUCUGGGGCAUAACACCGACACCUGGUCGUCGGAUAAUACCUACGAGACCAUAUCCAACGGCACACGCCGGCAGCUGCAGGGACAGCUGCUGGAACCUGCCCAGCCAUCUCCGCCCAUCAAGCGGAUGAACUCCACCAAGCGGAUCAAGAAGGAGCUGCGCAACAAGCGCUCCAGUUUCCUUGGCAUCGAGACCGACGGCGAUCUUGAUGACAUGGAGAGUUAUCUGGAGCUGACGGUGGCCCCGCCGCCGGAUAUGGCGCAGCUCCUGCAGGAAGAGCGUCGACUGGAGAAGCAGCUGUACAUCAAGGCGGGACUGUGCGACAGUUCGGACACGGGCGAUAGCCGCGACUCGGGCGUUUCGGAGAACCACUCGCGCCAGAGCAGCGAGCACUACACCAACUCCUCAGAGGAGAACGAUACGCAGUCGGAGGCCACACCGCCACCGCUGCCUCCGCCGCCGGCUACCACGCAUCUGGGCGAGGUGAUUUACCAGAACGAAAACCUACUGCUGGCGGCACAGACACCUCUACUCCAGACGGUCAAAGGUAACUCGGCCGAAUCCUGGACAGAAUCGGCAACGGCGGCUGCGGCGGCCACUCAAUCGCUGAGCGAAGCCACUGCAACGGCCAAUGCUAAGAUGCAGUCCAUCGAGGAGAAGAUACGGGAGCAGGGCGAGGUGUUGCGUGUGGAGCGAGAACUUCUGCACUUUUCGCAGGAGGAACUGAAGCGGCAGCGUGAGAAUCUUCUGCUGCGCGAAAACCUGGCACGUCGGGAGCUGCAACAUGGGGCAAAGAUGCUGAUGUCAAACAACCGUCGUUCCCUGCAGGAUUUGCACCAUGGCCUGGGCAUUGGCAAUGGGAUGCUGAGCGCCUUCCAACCACCGCCGCCGCCACAGCACCACCAGCAGCCACUACACCCGACGCAUCCGCAGCAGAUCUACGCCAACGUGCCACAGCAGCAGCAACAGCAGCAGCAGCAGAAGGCGGCGCUGUAUGCUUAUCACCAGAUGGACACGGACUACCGCAAGUCCAUGUCGGAUCUAAACGAGUUCUCCAACCGCCUAAUGUUGCCGCCAACGCCGCCCACAAAGCCAUUACGAGCAAUGCACAUAGCCGCCGCCAAUGGUCACGGCCUGGAGCCCGACUAUGCGGUUAGUACGAGGCAGCGACAACCGCCAGUUCCUUAUGGCGGCUCCCUGGUGAAGAUCGCUGGGGCUCCCAUGGGCCCGCGACUAUCCGGUCCCGGUUAUCCCGUUCAGGCCUCAGCGGCGGCUGCCUACCACCACCAAUCGGCCCAGAAUCUGAGCAAUAUGUCGCGGAAUACAUUGCUCGCCCUGAGUGCCACGCCCAAGCCCAAAUACACAGACGGUUGGGUGCAGGUGCAGCAGCGGAAGAGCUACGACAGCAACUUGGCCAACGAUCCGGCCUGGCUCUCCGCCCAGCAGCAGAAGCGCAAGUCCAUGCCGGACUAUGGCGGAGCCGUCUACAACAACAACCACUGGCUUUUGCAGGAGGCGGAGCAGCGACGCAUUGAUCAGCUUAACCGGCGAUCGAUGCCGGCCAGCAAGUCGAAUGGAAAGCCCUUGCCCGACUCCAUCAUCCAGACGCUGACGGAACGCGUUCAGAGCAAGGGCAUUGGCGAACGAAAACGCUUUGAUGGUAAUGGAAACUAUAGCCAGGUCAAUGGCAACACCAACAAUGGCUAUCAGCAGCAACCGCAUCAGCAGCAGCAGCAGCAACCGCAGCAUCCGCAGAAGACCAACAGCAGCAGCAACAACAACAACAACAGCAAUGGCAGCCAGGAGAAGGUGCUCAGCGUCAGUGGCAAAAAGAAGUGCUCCCAUUGCGGGGACGAACUAGGUCGCGGUGCUGCCAUGAUCAUCGAGUCGCUGCUGCUGUUCUACCACAUCAACUGCUUCAAGUGCUGCGUCUGCCAUGUGCAACUGGGCGAUGGCCUCAAUGGAACCGACGUCCGGGUGCGGAACCACAAGCUGCACUGCCAGAACUGCUAUUCCAGCGACGAGUUCAAGUUCAGCUGCGUCUAGGAGUUACAGCUGGCGAAUGUUGUUGUUCUUGUUCUUGUUGCUAUUGCAGCAAAUUGAUUGUUGUUGUUGUACUAGUAAUAUAUAGACACUAACUACAGACGCGUAAUUCGUAUGUUCAGAUAUGCAUAUACAGUACAUAGAUAUAUCCAUGUUGAGAACAAAGUCAAAUGCAAAACGUUUCAGAUUAGUGUUAAUUAAUCGCUUCAAUAUAAGUAUGCAAUUUUUUGAAUGUCUUUGCAUUGCUUUUUGACUCCGAUUUUAACGUUUUUUAUAUACGACGAUAUAUUCUACAUGUUUGAAAAUCCGACGUUAAAGCUAAGCUCUCUACAGUUUUAUGCCAAGUCAAAGUCAAAUUUCAAAAUGCAAUUGCAAUUUAUUGUGUGUUUGAAAAUUAUAUAAGACAAAAAUAAAAACAAAAAAAAAGUUCUUUGAACGUUGUUAAAAUUUUGAAAUUGUAUAUUGCCUACAUAGAUAUAUCUACAGACAAACGAGUUGUACAUUAAUUUUCCGACCAAUGCGCUGACGUAUUUCUAUUCGCAUUCGGUGUCUUCUAAUUCUGAAGUUUCUAUGUACUAUCAGUUUCUUUACACGCCCCAGCCCACGUAGAAUACCUAACGACGUAUCCAAUGUACCUAAAGUUAUAUACAAAAAUACCCAUGCACACGCAACACACUAACAUAAGUACAUAUUAUUAUAUACAUACUAUAUACAUACUAAACGAGAUAUGCAUAUAACGUGAAAGAUUUCAUUUCUAAUUGUCGUUAUUCUUAUUUAUUGUAAUUAAGCAUAUGAAUCAAAAUCAUGGAUAUUCUAUAUACACUUCUUGGAUUUUAUGAUUAACUUUUAAACUUGAUUGGUAUAUGAAAAAUAUUUCUGUAAAAAUACAAAGAAACGAUUUGAAUUUCGCUUAGUUUUAUAAUAAAGUAUUUAAAAGAACAAAA
Molecule: messenger RNA, 6370 nt
Organism: Drosophila kikkawai
Lineage: Eukaryota; Metazoa; Arthropoda; Insecta; Diptera; Drosophilidae
Gene: smash
Product: smallish
Biological process (GO): positive regulation of stress fiber assembly; regulation of focal adhesion assembly
Cellular component (GO): stress fiber
Molecular function (GO): myosin II head/neck binding
Source: RefSeq, a predicted model, not a curated record